CUUGUACCUGAACACACCCUCCGUGCGCUUCACUCUGCACAUUCUUCCCAGAAUCAAAGAGCAGAGGCACAGCGCAAACACAUCUCAGUUCAGUCCUCAGAAAUGGCCGAAAAAGAAGCAUCAUCUAUUGGUAAUGGACAGUCGCCGGCGGCUGAGUCACCCCAGGGGGGUCUUACAGCGCCGCCUGCAGGCAGCCACGGUGUACUGCAGGACACACUGAGCUUCACUACACUGGACUCGGACGCCCAGAGGGUGGUUCAGCCUUUCCCGCGCUCUCCAAAACUACAGAGGAAGAUCGCCAAAGCUGCACAGCCCUCCCAGGAGCAGCUGUCUAGACGCGUGGAGGACCUGCAGGCGGAGAGGACCAGGACCGAGGCUCGCAUCCAGUCUCUGAAGAAACGCAAGGCCGACCUCUCGAGGAGCACCGAGGCCAUGAAGCAGCAGGUGCGAGAGCACUUCGACAACAUGCGCUGCGUCCUGAAGCAGGACGAGAAGGCCGUGCAAGACUCCCUGGACCUGGACCUGAGACAGACCCGGACCAGACUGGACCAGGUGGUGAAGAAGUGGAAGCAGCACCAGGACCAGGUGACUCAGGGCAUCGCCAGCAUCCAGAGAGCGCUGGCCCACAACGCCGCCGGGCCACAGGAAGACGCCAAGGUCAAGGGUCCGUCUGAACACCUGAGCGCUAAGAAGCCCGAUGCCUCUGAGAAGGAAAUCCGACUGAAUGAGGAGAGAUUUCAAAGGCUCCUAAAAACGUUAUCCUCCGUCACCAGACACCUGAAGGCUCAGCUGCAGAGGAAGACCCUUCUGUUAGAUUCCUCCCCGGUGGUGAUUGACAGGCAGACUUGCCACAGCCAGAUCACAGUGUCCUCGGAGGGGCGGGGCAUGUCCUUCUCAGGCCCUGGCCGCUCAGCUCCGGAGCACCCCCUCCAGUUUGAUAAAGUGUGCUGCGCCGUGGGCUCGGCUCCCGUCUCAGCCGGGCAGAGCUACUGGGAGGUCGAUGUCCGCUGCUGCUCCGCCUGGGCCGUGGGCGCCGCCUACGGCGGCCUGGAGAGGAAGGGCCGGGACCAGGGCGCCAAACUGGGUCGGAACAGGAACUCCUGGUGCGUGGAGCUUCGCGACAGCCAUCUCUCCGCUUGGCACAACAACCGAAGUGUAGCGUGCCGGGGCGUCGGGCAAACGGUGCCGGGAAAGGUCGGAGUGUGGCUUAAUUACGACAAGGGCCAGCUGAUGUUUUACGACGCGGACACCAUGGUUCUGCUGCAGAGCUUCACAGCGGCGGUGACGCCGGUGUUCGACCGAGCUCACCACCAGUUCACGGAGCCUCUGUACCCCGCCGUAUGCUUCCUGAGACCAGCAGAGAGCCAGAUGUGGCCCAACCACCUGCAGCUCUGUGAUACUGCAGGCUCGUUCUAAAUGUCUGGCCACAUAUGGCAUUACAUCAGAGCAGCUGUUAAUUGACCAUUUUAAACAAUAAAA
Messenger RNA from Etheostoma cragini (Arkansas darter), 1479 nucleotides. RefSeq names its product E3 ubiquitin-protein ligase TRIM62. NCBI's taxonomy places the organism in Eukaryota, Metazoa, Chordata, Actinopteri, Perciformes, Percidae. Bases 103 to 1416 code for a protein of 437 amino acids. The transcript is spliced from 7 exons. Gene Ontology annotation, molecular function: protein binding. The record is from RefSeq and is a predicted model, not a curated record.